AUGCCUGCAUUAAUGGAUAUUGUAAUACCCAACUUGGACUUUCUCUGGUCCACGAAGUUCUGGGCAGUUUUCCACGCGAUCCUCUGGAUUCAUCGCUACCUACGCCUCCUUGUGCACUGCGUCAGUCACUGGACUUACAAGUCUAAGCAGCCAAACUGGGAGAAGCCGAGGUACACAUCCCAAGAUGUUACCGUAGUCAUCCCUACAAUCCAUAACCGCCCCGAGGAGCUGCGGCCCUCGCUCGAGAGCAUCCUGGCCUGCAAACCGGCUAAGCUAGUGCUCGUCACCACGUGGAACAAGCAUGACGCGCUGAGCCGGGUCGCUGCGACCCUCCGGAUGCCUGAUGCCGUGUCUCCGGUCGAGAUCGACGUGCUCCAUGUGGACAAGGCGAACAAGCGUCUGCAGGUCUGCAAGGCGCUGGAAGACGAUCACGUCAAGACGGCUAUCACGGUCAUGGCCGACGACGACGUGGAGUGGCCAUCUACUCUGAUGCCCUGGCUCCUCGCGCCGUUUGAGGACGACAAGAUGGGCGGGGUUGGGACGUGCCAGAGGGUGAAGCGCGUCACCGACGGAGACGCCACGACGCGCAUUUUCAACUGGCUAGGAGCCGCCUACAUUGAGCGGCGCAACUUUGAGAUAUCGGCGACGCACAACAUGGACGGCGGGACAUCGUGCAUGUCCGGGCGCACGGGCGCCUACCGGACCGAGAUCCUCAAGAGCUACGACUUCCUGGGGAACUUCAAGAAUGAGAAGUGGGGAAGGUACAUCCUCAAUGCCGACGACGACAACUUUGUGACUCGGUGGCUGGUGGCUCACCAGUGGAAGACUUGGAUACAGUACGAGCCCGAGUGCGAGAUCGAGACGACGCUCGAGAACAGCACCAAGUUCCUCUACCAGUGCUCUCGCUGGGCAAGGAGCAACUGGCGGAGCAACUGGACCAGUCUCGUACGCGAGAGACACGUGUGGAGGCAACAGCCCUGGUGCACAUAUGCGCUGCACUUCGCCACCUUCACUUCACUGGCGUUUCUGGUCGACCCACUCUUGCUCUUCUCGUGCUGGUGGGGUACGGAGAACUGGGAGCCCAGGAACCGGUACCUCCUGCUGGGAGCCGAGAUCGCCUUCAUGUUUGGCUUUACCAAAGUAGUGAAACUGGUUGGGCUGUUUCGCAAGAACCCGAGUGACAUCAUGUUCCUGCCCGUGUCCAUCCUGUUUGGCUACUUCCACGGCCUGAUCAAGCUGUGGGCUCUUUUUACGCUCAAGGAGACGUCAUGGGGCAGCCGUGAGGACGGCGAUGAGCACAACACGUUCCGCCUGCAGGAGAAACCGCCUCGCAGCCAGAACAUGGCGACGCCGCCCUACGGACCAGACCUACCUAAGGCGAUACAGCAUUCUCGGUUCUCGCAGGCCCGCCGCGUGGCCAUGGCGCAAUCGCAGAAGCACGAGUUCAUUCGAUGUACCAUGACGGCGGACGUCGUCUACCCACAAGCCACUCAACCUCCGAUACGUCAAUAG
Molecule: messenger RNA, 1512 nt
Organism: Parathielavia appendiculata
Lineage: Eukaryota; Fungi; Ascomycota; Sordariomycetes; Sordariales; Chaetomiaceae
Product: glycosyltransferase family 2 protein
Exons: 4
Coding region: 1-1512 (503 amino acids)
Source: RefSeq, a predicted model, not a curated record